Indicator indicator is the source of this 2889-nucleotide messenger RNA. RefSeq names its product tight junction protein 3 (gene TJP3). Gene Ontology annotation, cellular component: plasma membrane; bicellular tight junction. The transcript has 19 exons. Gene Ontology annotation, molecular function: cell adhesion molecule binding. Bases 127 to 2889 code for a protein of 920 amino acids. Gene Ontology annotation, biological process: cell-cell adhesion; protein localization to cell-cell junction; cell-cell junction organization. NCBI's taxonomy places the organism in Eukaryota, Metazoa, Chordata, Aves, Piciformes, Indicatoridae. The record is from RefSeq and is a predicted model, not a curated record.
UGCUCUUUGUUGCAGCCCAAAGUGGGAUUGAGGAAAGGACCAGCAGCUGCAAAGAGGAGCCGAAGCCAGACCGUGCCCCCAGCUGCUGCAGCUGCCCUGCCUCGCUUGCACUGGCUGGGGGCCACCAUGGAGGAGAUGGUGAUCUGGGAGCAGCACACAGUGACCCUGAGCAAGGACCCCCAGCGGGGCUUUGGCUUCGCUGUCUGUGGAGGCCGGGACUGUCCCAACAAGGCGACUGGGGCCACGGCAGUGGUUGUCUCAGAUGUGGUGCCAGGGGGACCAGCAGUGGGCCACCUGCAGAGGAAGGAUCACAUCGUGAUGGUGAAUGGCCUUUCCAUGGAGAAUGUUUUGUCCUCGUUUGCCAUCCAAACCCUUAAAACCUGUGGCAAGAUCGCCAACAUCACAGUGAAAAGACCAAGGAAAGUUCACUUCCCUGCGUGCAAGAGCAGCCUCGGGUCCCCCUCCGCAGCCCGGCGCCACGACUCGGACGAGGACCUUGGGUUAUACGGCGCAGCCCCGGCCCUUCACCGCUCCCGGGACGACCUGGACCACAACUGGGGCUACGACAGGGACUCCUCCAGCGAGAGGAGCUCCGGCCACUGCUGGGAUGACCUCUGCCAGCACAAGCCAGCGUCCUGCAGCCGAAAACAAAGCCAGGACAGCAGCUACCAGAGGCAGAGGCCGGGCAGUGGCUCAGACAGGAAGGGCUACAGCCGGCGCUGCUCUACCAAUGGCUUUGGUGGCGAAUGUGACCCCAAGGGGCUGGUCUUGGUGUCCGGCUUCAAGCGGCUGCCGUGCCAGGACGUGCCCAUGAAGCCCAUCACGUCCGUCCUGGUGAAGCAGAAGCAGAACGAAGAGUAUGGCCUGAAGCUGGGAAGCCAGCUCUUCAUCAAGCACAUAGUGGAGAAUGGGUUGGCAGCAAAGGGCAGUUCCUUGCAGGAGGGAGACCUCAUCCUGAAGAUCAACGGGGUGGCCAGUGAGGACAUGUCCCUGGCUGACACCCAGCAGCUCAUUGAGAAGACAGAAGGGGUCCUGACCCUGCUCAUCCUCCGGGACCACCGGCAGUUUCUGGUCAACAUCCCUGACACAGAGGACAGCCUGAGCGACAGCUCCCAGAUGGAGGAUAUCUCUGAUAUCGACUCUGAUAUGUCACAUCUGCUAUCCCCUGCAAGCUCCCCAUGGCCUCCAGCUGCUGCCAGAGUGAAUUACCCACCGGAGAGGAGAAAAUCCAUCAUGGACCCUGCAGCUGAUGCAACCAUGGAUGAUGCUGGGGGCUCUGACCUGCUGGUAGCUGUGGAGGGGGAUGGCUGCCACAGCCUCCGUGCCAGCCCUGCUGCCCGAGCUGCCCACAAGGAUGGGUACAGCGCAGACUGCAGGGUUGUGCACUUUGUGAAGGCCAAGAGCGUGGGGCUGCGGCUGGCAGGUGGCAAUGAUGUGGGCAUCUUCGUAUCUGGUGUGCAGGAGGGCAGCCCAGCUGCCAGCCAGGGCCUGCAGGAAGGGGACCAGAUCUUGCAGGUGAACAGCACCAGUUUCCAGAACCUGACCCGUGAGGAGGCUGUGGAGUACCUCAUGAGCCUGCCGCCCGGUGAGGACAUCACGCUGUGCGCCCAGAGCAAGCAGGACAUUUAUAGGAAGAUGAUCUCAUCCAACAUGGGAGAUUCAUUCCACAUCCGGACACACUUUGACUUUGAGAAGGAUUCACCAUCAGGGCUCAGCUUCACGCGCGGCGACAUCUUCCAUGUGCUGGACACUCUGUACCGGGGCAGGCUGGGCAGCUGGCUGGCCGUGCGUGUGGGCAGGGACUUGGCAGAGCAGGACAGGGGCAUCAUCCCCAACCAGAGCAGGGCCGAGCAGAUUGCCAGCCUGGAGUCGGUGCUGAAAGCCGCAUCUGGAGCCAGCCCCUCUGGGGCCCGGGCGGAGUUCUGGAAGCUGCGGGGCCUGCGCGGAGCCAAGAAGAUGCUGCGGAAGAGCCGGGAGGACCUGUCCAGUCUCACAAAGCAGGGCCACUACCCACCCUAUGAGAGGGUGGUUCUGAAGGAAGCCACCUUCAAGCGGCCAGUGGUGAUCCUGGGCCCAAUCGCAGACAUUGCCAUGCAGAAACUGAGCACGGAGCUGCCUGAGCUCUUUGAGAUUGCCCCGAGCGUGCCCCGAGAUGGGGCAGCAUCCAAGGUCAUCAAGCUGGACUCUGUGCGGCAGAUCGCAGAAAAGGACAAGCAUGCCUUGUUGGACAUUACGCCCUCAGCUGUGGAGCGCCUCAACUACGUGCAGUACUACCCUGUGGUGGUGUUCUGUCAGCCUGAGAGCCGGCAGGGCAUCAAGGCCAUGCGCCAGUGGCUGGCACCCGACUCCAGGAAGAGCUCCCGGCACCUGUAUGCCCAGGCCAGCAAGAUGAAGAAGCACUGCAGCCACCUCUUCACUGCCACCAUCAGGCUCAGCGGCAGCGGCAACACCUGGUACGAGGAGAUCAAGGACACCAUCAGGACACAGCAGAGCCAACCGGUCUGGAUGACAGCAGAGCAGGCAGAUGUGGCCUUGGAGGACAGUCUGGACCUGCUGAACCCACGGAGCAGAGUGGCCUCAGGCUACCUGAACUGCGACAGCCACGCCAACAGCGACUACGAGGACACAGAUGGUGAGGUGGAGAUGGAGGGGGAGGAUGCCUGCGACCAGCCCGGGCUGCUCCGCUCCUCUGAGCCCGUGCAGAUGUCCCCAAGCCUGAGAGAGCAGGUGGGUCAGCAGCAGCAGCAGCACCAGCAGGCCCAGCAUCACAGCAGUUUCUCCUCCCCCAGGGCAUAUGAGCAUGAGGCAGUGAGGAAGAGGUUCACACAGGCCAGGGAUGACUCCGAGGAGGAUGAAGGCUACGAGUGGGGCCCAGCUACGGAUGUGUAG